UAGAAUUUAUAAAUAGUCCUUCCAAGAUAAAUGUAUCUAGAUUUGGUAAUUUUAUCUCCCAUCCUAAUGCCGUAAAACGUUAGAUAACACUAAAAAUAAAUUGGUAUAAAAAAGAGCCACAUAAAAAAGGAUCAAUUUGCCAAUUUUUAAAUUUUAAAAUUUUUACACUUUCCCUUCUUUUCUUAACAUCCCUUUUGAUAAAAAUAUGGUAUUAAAAGCAAGAGCUAUCUUUGAUUGUGCUGCGGACGAUGAUCAAGAAUUGUCUUUUAAAGAGAAUGCGAUUAUUGUGGAUAUUGUUGAAUCGACUGACAAAGGCUGGUUUGAAGGUACUUUAGAAGGUUCAAAAAUUCGUGGUUUAUUCCCUGAUAAUUAUGUCGAAUUUUUUGAAGUGGAAGAGAAACAAUUAAAACCUCCUCCAAAACUUCCUCCACGAAAAUUAUCUAACGAUACUAAUGGUGUUAUUGAAAAUAGUACACCCUCAUUUAAUAAAAAAUCCUCAGAUGAUCCUGUCAACAAUUCUGGUAUAACUGAGACACUUCCUGAACCAAAAAAACUUUCGGCUGCUAAAUUUGCUAUCUUUGAACAGUCAAAUAAUAAUAAUAAUAAUAAUUUAAAACCUCAAAAAGCGCCCCCGAUAAUAAA
Rhizophagus irregularis DAOM 181602=DAOM 197198 is the source of this 642-nucleotide messenger RNA. RefSeq lists its product as uncharacterized. The record is from RefSeq and is a predicted model, not a curated record. Gene Ontology annotation, molecular function: calcium ion binding; protein binding. Gene Ontology annotation, biological process: endosomal transport; endocytosis. Lineage: Eukaryota; Fungi; Glomeromycota; Glomeromycetes; Glomerales; Glomeraceae. Gene Ontology annotation, cellular component: cytoplasm; plasma membrane.